CUCUUUCUCCCCAUUUCUCUCUCUCUCUCUUUCUCCCCAUUUCUCUCUCUCUCUCUCCCUCUCUUUCUCCCCCUUUCUCUCUCUCCCUCUCUCUUUCUCCCCUUUCUCUCUCUCUCUUUCUCCCCCUUUUUCUCUAUCCCUCUCUCUUUCUCCCCCUUUCUCUCUCCCUCUCGUUCUCCCCUUUUCUCCCUCUCCCUUUCUCCUCCUUUCUCUCUCUCCCUCCCUCUCUCUCUCUCUUUCUCCCCCUUUCUCUCUCCCUCUCUCUUUCUCCCUUUCUUUCUCUCUCUUUCUCCCCCUUUCUCUCUCUCUCUCUUUCUCCCCAUUUCUCUCUCUCUCUCCCUCUCCCUUUCUCUCUCCCUCUCUCUUUCUCCCCCCUUUCUCUCUCCCUCUCUCUUUCUCCCCCUUUCUCUCUCUCUUUCUCCCCCUUUCUCUCUUUCUCUCAAACCUGUGGCUCUUUAAAAAAAAGUGGGGAGGAUUUAGACAGCAUCAUGGGGGUGGGGUGCCCAUACCGGCCGCUUUUAGCUCUGUUGGCUGAACAGAGCCUCCAUGUCCAAGAGCAGACUAUCCCGCAAGGCGGGGACAACCAACGAGGAAUUGGUCCUCUUGCUGGUGGGCUUCCCCGAAGCAUCCAGUUGGCUGGUUUUUGUUUUGGCUGGUUUUGUUAGGAGAACAAGUUGCUGGUAUGGACGGACCGUCCUUCGUGCCCUGGUCUAGGGGGUUGUUUGUUGGGGGGGGGCAGGAGGCUUCCUGAAAGCCGGCAGCAUCCCCUGCAGUGGGGUCUCUCUCCGGCCUGUCCCCAGCACUGCUGCCUGCUCCAGCGGCCGGGCUCUCCCUCCCUUCCUUAGGGUGGGAUUGAACAGUCACAUGAGCCCGCUGGAGUCCUUCUCUCUCUGUGUCUGUCUCUCUCUGCCAGCAGCUACUGUCUACAGCACUCCCCCUCGGAGCCUGGUUCCUCCUGCUCUGCCUGGACCCCCGACCCCCCCCCCGGCUCCUGGGGUGGGGGCAGCCACGAUGCACCUGUAACCUCCCCCUGUGCCGGCUCAUUGAGCCCCCAGGUGGGGAGCAGGAUGGACCGAAGAAGGCAGAGAGGGGCCGCCGCGGGCACCGGGCUCUCAAUGUGCCCUUGUCCUCCAGGCACAGUGCCCGGCGGCCUCUGAGCUGCCACCGUCUCCCUUACGGCUGGGCAUUUUGGCUGACUUUUCCUCUCCUUUGGGUGGGCUGAAUUCCACCACCACCACCACCACCCCAUUCCGGUCGACCGAAGAACCCGCGGAGCCCUGCUGGCCGGCCGGACAACUUUGGCAAAGUGUGCCCUCUGUCCCAGGCGGGCCCCCUUGGGGUGGAGGGGCAGCCUCACCCCCCCACCCACCCCCGGUGGAAGCCUCCUGGGCACCGCCAUGACCAUCCCUUGCCACGCUCUUCCGCUGCUCCUGGUGACAACCCUGCAGCUCCAGUACUGCGCCUCAACGCUCGCGAUCCCUCCAAGUGACAGGACGAACGUAUCCGGGGAAGUGAUCCCAUUCUUGGACGUGUACAACCGCAGCAGCUGUCAGCCCCGGGAAACGAUGGUGCCUGUGGCCGCCGAACACCCGCACCUGGUCAGCCACAUCGCCGUGCCCUCGUGCGUGCUGCUGAAGCGUUGCGCCGGCUGCUGUUCCGACGACACGCUGGACUGUGCGCCCGAGCAGACGCAUGAGCAGCGCAUGGAGGUGAUGCUCACCCGGUUAUCCCAGAGCCGUCUACAGCAGCUGACUUUUACAGAGCACACCCAGUGUAUAUGCAGACCAAAGACAAUACUUUUAAGAUCCAAUGCAAUCAGCCGUUCCUGCGCACCCUGUCGGAACAAGAAGAAGCAGCUCAACCCACAAACGUGCAACUGUGUCUGCCGGCGGCGUGAAUCCGAGCGUUGUGUGGCCCGGGGUCUGGUUCUCAACAAGGCCACCUGCAGGUGCAAGGGACUGCGCAGACGAUCGCCCAACAGGAGAGCGGAAAUCGUGCCGUAGCUGGAUCGGAACCCAGGACGGGAAGGACUUCUUGGUUGGCGACGAGCUCACUCUGCCAGAAACGGAACGGGUGAUUCGUUCAGGAGGCUUCCAAUGGAUUCCAGGAAAGGAGAGAUCCUUGUCUUACGGCACUUUGGAUUCCCUCUCUUUGUAGUGCGCUGAAACGGCGUCACGCAGAGCUGUUAACACGCUCUCGCGGAAGGCACGCAGGCCUCCCCCAGCCUUAGGACAUUGAGAAGUGCUCCGUCCGUAUUCAAAACCCCUCCAAGGGCCUCUUAUUUCUCUUCCUUGCCUGCCGAUGCGUCUUUUAAUUUAAUGCCUCUCUCUGUUGAGAGAUCCUUGCCUUGUUUUCCCACCCGCCCGCCAUUUAGGGUGUGUUGUAUUCGCUCAUACACCCACUUCCUCCAUCUAUUUGCGUUGGAGAAGGGUAGGAAAGUUUCAAGGUUCCACCCCCCCCCCGGGAUGCAAACAAGACCCUCUCAUAUGCUAUGGUGAUGGUGACACUGUGAUCCCCGCUUGUACUUCCUGCCCUGCAGUUCUUGUAAGGAAUAGUAAUAUUGAUCUUCAUAUCCAUCCAUAAAGAUCUCCCUCUUAA
Messenger RNA from Elgaria multicarinata webbii, 2598 nucleotides. It is a transcript of the gene VEGFB, whose product is annotated as vascular endothelial growth factor B. The record is from RefSeq and is a predicted model, not a curated record. NCBI's taxonomy places the organism in Eukaryota, Metazoa, Chordata, Lepidosauria, Squamata, Anguidae. Gene Ontology annotation, biological process: positive regulation of mast cell chemotaxis; response to hypoxia; induction of positive chemotaxis. Gene Ontology annotation, cellular component: membrane. The transcript has 7 exons. Gene Ontology annotation, molecular function: chemoattractant activity; heparin binding; vascular endothelial growth factor receptor 1 binding. Bases 1398 to 2003 code for a protein of 201 amino acids.